Molecule: messenger RNA, 1509 nt
Organism: Labrus mixtus (cuckoo wrasse)
Lineage: Eukaryota; Metazoa; Chordata; Actinopteri; Labriformes; Labridae
Gene: cfap299
Product: cilia and flagella associated protein 299
Exons: 6
Coding region: 123-722 (199 amino acids)
Source: RefSeq, a predicted model, not a curated record
GCCGUUGCCAUGGCAGCCAGACUCUCACAACACAGAGCGAGAAGAGAGAGCUGCCUGUCAGCCGCUGGGUUCCAUCCCAGUUUAAAGUCUAUGAAGAUUAUCUGGACUCCAGACUCACACUAAUGGAUUUAUUUGACCUAAAGAGCAGGGGUCCGGCUCGUUCCCUGGUGGAUCUGAGACUCAGGAGCUCGGUCCUGAAUGGAGACGAUGAGUCUGAGGAGAAGAGAGCAGGCGGAGCUGUGAGGAGCAACCGGAGCAGAACAAAGACACUGGCAAGUGGAGGAAAAGAACUCAAAGAUAACUUCCUGAGAGCGCUGGCAGAGCGGGAGGAGGCCAACCGCAGCGGGAAAAUCACUUCGAUCAUUUUCAUACGCGAUCAUAAUACUCUUGGACAGGAAGUGUCUGGAUAUAUAGACUACGCCCACAGACUCAGGACCCAAGAUUUUGAACCAUAUUUCAGUGGAAAGAAGCGGCUGGUGCCAGGACGCUCAGAUUUAUGCUACUACAACUGGAAGACACAGGUGUCCACGUCCAGCUCCAGCCCAAACUUUGAGGUGAUUUACGACGACCCCCGCGGCCUCCUCUUCAGGAACAAGAGGGACAAAAAGAUCCUGAGUGUGGACCCCUCGUGUGGUCCGGGGGAGGACUCCAUCAGGACGCUCCUGCACUCCGACCUCUACGUCCAUGUCGUCAUCUACGACCACAACAUCAGGACGCUGUGAGCUUCAGAGCCUGCCGCCGACACGUUGGUACAUGUGGCUCGUGUCGGAGGGCGCUGGGAGCCUCUGAUUUCACCAAGUCGCACCAUCAUUUACAAACUGUUCCUGGUAUCAUGCGUCCCAUCUGGGUGGAGGUGCUGCAGCGAGAACUUUAAACAGACGAUCCCAGAGGACGCAGCGGACGCAGCGGACCGGCUGCUGAUUUCAAAGAUUCUGAUGACAUUUAACUCCUGACUUCAGACAUUUUCAAACAGAUUAAUGAAACAUCUUCACUCCACUUCACUCCACUUCAUCCACCGGCGCUCGGUUUGUCUGGCGUUCCCCCCGAGCAGCGGAGAUAGUUAGGGGCAGGAACCGGCUCAGGACCCCGGACUGGUCCCGCCGUUCAGCCUGGCAUGUUUCGGGCUGUUUGUCUAAACAAAUUAAAGGCGUAAGAGCUUUGAAAGAUGAGGGGGGUUUGCUUUUAUGUCCUCCCCCAGGCUGCGGUAGCUCCAAUUGGACUGGGAGAAUGGGUAAUGGGCUUAAAGCAUUCCUCAUGUUCCCAGAUGUGAGGCACACGUUAGCAGACAUCAAAGUCCUCUAUCAUUGACAUAUUAGUCAUUCUCUGGGAGCGGGGGGACUCCAUGGACGACUUCUUCAGGAUUCAGGAAGUAGAAAAGCCUGCUGUGCUUCUUUGUUUUACAAACAUCCAAUCAGAAACAUGUAUCAGCAUGUAAAGGUGCAACAUGAAGAACUUUAUUACAAUGUUUACUUUCAAAUAUCUCAAUUAUUAAAAAUGGACUAAAACCUU